Molecule: messenger RNA, 774 nt
Organism: Diaporthe batatas
Lineage: Eukaryota; Fungi; Ascomycota; Sordariomycetes; Diaporthales; Diaporthaceae
Exons: 2
Coding region: 1-774 (257 amino acids)
Molecular function (GO): oxidoreductase activity, acting on the CH-OH group of donors, NAD or NADP as acceptor
Source: RefSeq, a predicted model, not a curated record
AUGGACGCCCUGCACAUCCUCAUCACAGGCGCAAGCGGGGGCAUCGGCGAGGCCACAGCCCUGCGCCUGGCGCAGCCGAGCCCGCGGUACACGGUCAAGACGCUGGUGCUGCACUACAACAGCAACGCCUCCAAGGCGCAGCGCAUCACGGACGAGAUCAGGCGGGCCAGCCCGGGCAUCAAGGUCGCCUGGCUGCAGGCGGACCUGGGCUCGUCCGACGCGGUGGACCGGCUCCACCGCGAGGCCGUCGCCGCCGCCGGGGCUCCGAUCAACGUCCUGUUCGCCAAUGCGGGGACAACGGGGGGCCACUCGGGCCCAACAGGCACCCUAGAGGCCGUCCCGCCCGAGGUCUUCGAGCAGACCUGGCGCGUAAACACCCUCUCGACCUACCAGCUGACGAGGCUCGUGGCCCCCGGGAUGGCUGAGGCCGGGUUCGGGCGCGUCAUCUACAACUCGUCCGUCGCGGGGCUGACGGGCGGCGUGGUGGGCGCGCACUACGCCUCGUCCAAGAGCGCCCUGCACGGCAUGCUGCACUUCCUGUCGCCGCGGCUGGCGUCCUCGGGGGUCACGGUCAACGCCGUCGCGCCGGCGCUCAUCGAGGGGACGACGAUGCUGCCCGGCGGUGGGGCGAGGGACGAGGAGCUCAAGGCCAAGAUCCCUGUUGGGCGUCUGGGGCGGCCGGAUGAGAUUGCGGGUGUUGUUUGUCUGAUGGUUGAAAAUGGGUAUAUCUCUAAUAAGGUGUGGGCUGUGGAUGGGGGUUGGGUUCCGAGGUGA